UCGAGCAACCUUCGAGUUGUCCGUUCAGUUUGAUAGUAACAUUUGUCGUGUUCGGUUUGUGUAUGAAAUCGGUCUGGUGUCUUUUGACGAUAUUAUAUCUUGUAUCUUGGCCGAGAAGAAGUUAAGAUACCACUCUAGUGGUAGAUAAAUUUUUGGAGUUUUGAUUAUAAGGAGACGAAGUGUAGAGUGUUCAUUGAAUGCAGAAUGUGAUAGUUGAGAAGGUGCGAUUUUGAUAAUGCAGUGAUAUAUAUUGUAUCUUAUCCGAAAAUUCAAGGAUAUACCUGUCUAUCCCCUGUUACACAAUUUUUUUAGUGAUAGUGCACUAAAGUGAGUUCGACAGUUGCAAUCGGUUUUUUAAACAGGAUUAAUUAUCUUGGAUAUUGGGGCGGUAGUAUAGGCUUGAUCGACUUUCAUUCAAGGUUUCAUUCCACCAGAAUGGGCUAGAACUGGGUCGUCACAAUGGACACUACAUAACAGACAACGAGCUCUGGAGUCCUUUUGUUAUCACAAAACCACGAAGAUGCUCCUACAUCCCUUUACAAUCAACAAACCAAGCGAAAAGCAACAGCCAGGAACACUUCUAUCGGUGAAACACUGGUCAAGUGCCUGAAACAGUCGCAACUCCAACUAGGGUCCCUUUUGAUUAGUGCAUCUAAGUCAAAAUUGAAAGUAACAAUUCCACGACGAACCUCAUGAUGUAAGCGUACGCAACGCCCUAUAUUCAGUGAACCGCGAAGUGGAACGAACGGCAUAAAAACCAAGCCAGGGAUGAAAAAGUUUAAACGACACUUUAAAGUGCAAUUGAAUUAGUGCAAGUACGAAUGCAGAGCAUGCAAAUCACCGCAAAAGGAAAGGAUACAAAAAAUAGUGUGAGAGGCUAAGUCGAGAGUGGCUGUGUAAUUUGUGUGCAUCUGUUCAUGAAAAAUAAAAACGCAAAAGUGCUUUUGUUUUACUCCCCCUUUUUGCCAAGGAAGCAGUUCCCGGGGGUGGCAACGGUUGCACCACAGUUGCAUAGUGCCAGAGUGAUUGCAUUUUUGUAGCAAUUUUUCUGUGUUUUUUAUAAAAGUUUCCAAACGCCAAAAACAUACUUGCUGCUAAACCACCAAUUUCGAACGUUUCUGGCCAUCGAUAAAAUCCCCAUUUCGGCAGAAGCUAUUCAAGCAGCUACAUCCCCCUUCCUCCCGAGCACGGCCAAUCGAACCAAAGAUACUAGUGAGAGGGUUAACUCAGUGAAAUCGGGUUCGCGCUCUUUCCGGUGUCUGCUUUGUUACGUAUCCAAUAUUUUUUUCGGGUUUUCUUUUGUUCUGGGAAAUUUACGUUGCGGGCGGUUUUCACUUUCGGUUUUAUUUAUGUGAAAUAUGUCGCGACCAGUAGCCCCAUUAAAUGGGGUGGUUCGGGCUGCCACCACAUUCCUGAUUUCAGCAUUGGCAAUAGUAUCUUUUCGGGGACCGUUAUCUGUUUUAGCGGAACCGUAUGGUAGUGGCGUUGGAAUACAUAUAGCCGGUGGUGGUAGUGGGGGUAUUAGUAGUUUUGGGGGAGGGUAUUUGAGUGAAUCGGCAGGAACAGCGAUAACAACGAGAUGUCCUAGGAUUUGUACGUGUAAUGGACAAACUGUUGAUUGUUCACAUCGUGGAUUGACACAGGUGCCAAAACGGAUACCAGCUGAAACGGAAAGGCUCGAUCUCCAAGGAAACAACAUUACAGUGAUUUUCGAAUCGGAUUUCCAGCAUCUGUCCAAGUUACGGAUAUUGCAAUUGACGGAUAAUCAGAUACAUACGAUCGAAAAAGAUGCGCUUCAAGAUUUAAUAUCAUUGGAACGACUACGCUUAAACAGCAAUCGACUUAAGGCUAUUCCUGAUAACUUUGUGACAAGUUCAGCGAACCUUCUGCGAUUGGACCUGUCUCACAACAGCAUCACGUCCGUAGCGCGAAGGGUUUUCAAAGGAGCGCAGUCUUUGCGUAGCUUGCAGCUGGACAAUAACCAAAUUACAUGCCUGGAUGAACAAGCGUUUAAGGGACUCGCAGAUUUAGAGAUUUUAACUCUCAACAAUAAUAAUCUGACAAGUUUACCACACAACGUGUUUGGAGGAUUGUCCAGGCUUCGUGCACUUCGUUUGUCGGACAAUCCAUUUGCAUGCGAUUGUCAUCUGUCGUGGUUGUCCAGAUUCUUGCGGAGUGCACCACGUCUUGCACCAUACACAAGAUGCCAGUCACCGAGUCAACUCAAGGGACAAAACGUGGCCGAUCUGCACGAUCAAGAGUUCAAAUGUUCAGGAUUGACAGAGAAUGCGCCAAUAGAAUGUGGAGCGACGAGUACGUGCCCGCAUCCUUGUCGAUGUGCCGAUGGAAUUGUUGAUUGUCGAGAGAAGAGCCUUACAAAUGUUCCGCAAUCUUUACCCGAUGAUACCACGGAGUUACGUUUGGAGCAAAAUUACAUCACGGAGCUUCCUCCAAAGGCGUUUGCAAAUUUCCGGCGUCUGAGACGUAUCGAUCUAUCGAAUAAUAACAUCUCACGAAUGGCUCAUGAUGCUUUUAGUGGCCUCAAGGCGUUGACAACAUUAGUUCUCUACGGGAAUAAAAUCAAAGAUUUGCCUUCAGGAGUAUUCAAAGGAUUGUCAUCGUUACAGCUAUUGUUACUCAAUGCGAAUGAGAUCUCCUGCAUACGAAAGGACACAUUUCGAGAUUUACAUAGCCUAAGCCUACUGUCGCUCUACGAUAAUAACAUCCAGUCGAUGGGCAAUGGAACCUUCGACUCAAUGAAAAGCAUUCAAACACUACAUUUAGCAAGGAAUCCAUUUAUCUGUGAUUGUAACUUGAGAUGGCUGGCUGAUUAUCUACAUAAGAAUCCGAUUGAGACGAGCGGUGCACGAUGUGAUGCACCAAAAAGGAUGCAUCGGAGACGUAUUGAAGCACUCAGGGAUGAGAAAUUUAAGUGUACUGAUGAAUAUCGAACAAAGUAUGCUGGUGAAUGUCGAAUAGACAUAGAAUGUCCUGCAGCCUGUCACUGUGAUAGGACAACUGUAGAUUGCUCGGCCCGUGGUCUUAAAGAAAUACCGCGAGAUAUACCACUUUACACGACGGAGUUACUACUAAACGACAACGAACUCGGACGAAUUAAAUCUGAUGGCCUGUUUGGUCGUCUACCGAAUCUGAUCAAGUUGGAUCUAAGACGGAAUCACAUUACCGGUAUUGAACCCAAUGCAUUCGAAGGAGCAUCCAAGAUACAAGAUUUGUUACUGUCGGAAAAUAAAAUUCAAGAAGUUCACAAUAAAAUGUUCUUGGGUUUGCAUCAUUUAAAAUCACUAUCGCUUUAUGAUAACUCGAUAUCAUGUGUCAUGCCUGGGUCGUUCGACUUCUUAACAGUUUUGCAUACAUUGAAUCUCGCUGCCAACCCAUUCAACUGCAACUGCCACUUAGCAUGGUUCUCAGAUUGGUUACGUAAACGUUCACUCCUCGGACCAUCACCGCGUUGCGCCCUCCCCGCCAAAGUUCACGACGUACAAAUCAAAGAUUUACCACAUCAUGAAUUCAAAUGUACACCGGACAACAAUGAAGGAUGCCUGGGCGAAGGAUAUUGCCCACCAGCGUGUGUUUGUACAGGAACCGUGGUGCGAUGUUCACGCAACAAAUUGAAAGAGAUUCCCAAAGGUAUACCGGCGGAAACAUCCGAGCUGUAUCUGGAAUCCAAUGAGAUUACGGCUAUUCCGAUGGAUCGAAUCAGCCACUUGAAGUCAUUGACUAGAUUGGACUUGAGCAACAACCAGAUAACGAUGUUGUCCAACUACACAUUCGCCAACCUGACCAGGUUAUCAACACUAAUCAUUUCGUACAAUCGAUUGCAAUGUGUGCAACGUGACGCUCUCAGAGGUUUGAAGAAUUUGCGAGUCCUAUCGCUGUAUGGAAAUCAUAUCUCCAUGAUACCGGAAGGAUCAUUUGCUGACCUGCAAGCAAUCACACACAUUGCACUUGGCUCCAAUCCUCUCUACUGUGAUUGUUCGCUGAAAUGGUUCUCGGAUUGGAUUAAAUUGGAUUACGUUGAGCCGGGCAUUGCUCGGUGUGCCGAGCCUGAAUCGAUGAAGGACAAAUUGAUUCUAUCGACGCCAUCAAGUAAUUUCGUUUGCAAGGAGCGUGUAAGCAAUGAAAUUUUGUCGAAAUGCGAUGCGUGCUAUACGUUCCCGUGCAAAAAUAAGGCUCAGUGUAUGUCCACGGCCACGAAAAAUGGUGAACGUGAUUAUGAGUGCCGAUGUCAGCCAGGUUAUCAUGGAAAACACUGUGAAUUCAUGAUUGAUGCAUGCUACGGUAAUCCUUGUCGUAAUAAUGCAACAUGUACUGUCCUGGAGGAGGGACGGUUCAGCUGUAAAUGUCAGGCAGGAUACACUGGAGCGAGGUGUGAGACGAAUAUCGAUGAUUGUGUGGAGAACAAGUGCCUGAAUAAUGCAACAUGUAUUGACGGUGUCGAAUCGUACAAGUGUAGCUGUCAGCCUGGAUUUACUGGUGAAUUCUGCGAUACAAAAAUCAAGUUCUGUUCCGACGAGUUCCAGCCAUGUCAAAAUGGGGCGAAAUGCAUUGACCACUUCACCCACUACACGUGUGACUGCAUGCCAGGAUUCCAAGGAGCGAACUGCACCGAGGACAUAGACGACUGUCUGAAUCACAUGUGCCAGAAUGGAGGCACGUGCGUCGAUGGGGUCAACGACUACGUAUGCAAGUGUCCUGACGAGUAUACGGGCAAGUACUGUGAGGGUGCCCCCAUGGUGGCCAUGAUGUAUCCACAAACGUCGCCAUGUCAGAAUCACGAGUGUAAACAUGGCGUCUGUUUCCAACCGAACCCAUCGUCCGGGUCAGACUAUCUAUGCAAAUGCCAUCCCGGCUACACUGGCAAAUGGUGUGAAUAUCUCACCAGCAUCAGUUUCGUACAUAAUAACUCCUUUGUCGAAAUGGAACCAUUACGGACGAAACCUGAAGCGAAUGUGACAAUAGUUUUCAGUAGCACCCAAGAAAAUGGCAUCCUGAUGUACGAUGGCGAGAACGAGCACUUGGCCGUUGAACUGUUCAAUGGCAGGAUUCGGGUCAGCUAUGAUGUGGGCAACUAUCCCGUCUCCACCAUGUACAGCUUUGAAAUGGUUUCCGACGGAAAGUACCAUUUAGUAGAACUUUUGGCCAUAAAGAAGAAUUUCACGCUUAGGGUGGAUCACGGCCAAGCGAGAUCAAUAAUUAACGAAGGAUCAAAGGAUUACCUGAAAUUGUCAUCGCCACUUUAUUUAGGUGGAUUGCCCACGGAGCCUGGCGUGAAAGCUUACGAGAAUUUCCAUGUGAGGAAUUGGACGAGCUUUAAGGGAUGCAUGAGAGAGAUUUGGAUUAAUCACAAACUGGUGGACUUCAACAAUGCAGCCAGGCAGCAAAAAAUCACGCCAGGAUGUGCACUACUUGAAGGCGAUGAUGAUGAAGAAGAAAUGGAGGAUAUGGAAUUGAUGCAUGAGACACCACAUAUCUACAAGCAGGUGGAUCCGUGCGAAAACCACAAAUGUCGACGCGGCGGCCGAUGCAUACCAAAUAGUAGCGCUAAGGACGGAUACACAUGCAAAUGUCGACAAGGUGUUAAAGGGCGAUACUGCGACCAAGGUGAGGGCCUCGCUGAGCAGCCCGUCACAACUACUGUUGCAUCGACCUGUCGAAAGGAACAGGUACGUGAGUUCUAUACGGAGAACGAUUGUCGCUCGCGGCAACCUUUAAAAUAUGCCAAAUGCGUUGGAGGAUGCGGUAACCUGUGCUGUUCCGCGAAAAUUGUACGACGGAGAAAGGUGCGAAUGGUAUGCAGUAACAAUACCAAAUACGUUAAGAAUCUUGACAUAGUACGGAAAUGCGGAUGCUCAAAGAAAUGCUACUGACUGAAAGAUGCGACUACCCCUCGAACGAGUAAAAGUUUAGAUGUAAACCACAAUAUUAAGGACGACUACGACAGUGAGAAGCAGUACGAAAGCGACGAAAACGAUAGCAGCAGCGAAACUGUUAAUCAAAUCAGUAUAAGUGACAAAACUUCAGAUAGUGUUGAUUAUAAACAAUUAAGUAGUUAUGAUGAUAAUUUAAAUAUUAGUAAUAGAACCAUUAGUGAUAGAAUCGACAAGGAUAAUCCCAAUGAUGACAAUGAACAGGAGGAAAAGUUCCCUGAUAGUACAACAAAUAAAGAGGACGAUGUAGGGGAUGAUUAUGCCGGUGAGCAACAAGCGGAUGAUAGUGCUACGGAGCAUAAUUAUGGAAAUGACGAUAGUCAAGUCUUAAUAAGUCCCAGUGUUGACUUUUUCGAUGAUGAUGACUAUGACGAUGACUAUUCAGAUGAGGAAGAUGACGAGGAUACAGGGAGUAGGAAGGAGGAUUCAAAGUCUGCGUCUGAAAGCCGGCUCGAAGCAGGCGAUCAGCAGCAUGCUAGCUUCGCAAGUGAGGAGGGCAGUGGUGGAUAUGGAAGCGUUUAUAAUAAAUUUAGAAAUAAUUUAUACAACAAUCGAUUUAGGUUAGACUUUCUAGAAAAGUCUAAGACGAGACACCAAAAACAACAGAAAUUACUAAUUGAUGAUGAUGAGGACAGUGGUGCGAGCGACGAUAGAGUGAAUGGAGAUGACGAGGACCGUAAUGCUGAAGGCAGCGGAAAGUUUAUAAAUGAUGAUGAUGACGACGAUGACGAUGAUACUUUCUUUUCGUCAAAAAGGAAAUCAAGUAAUAAAUAUUUCCGAAAGAACGCAAAUGAUGCUAUCAAAAUCAUUUCCACUCCCAAUGGAAAAGUGGGCAUUGUUUACCAGCAAACGAACAGUGCCAAAGACCAUUCAGCUGGCUCCAGCAACAAGCACACAAUACUACCAUCUGUGGUCUCAUCAACCCAUGACCGGAAAAUGCCCUUGCAGAAAAUCACGCCUGUACUUACACCAGACGGCAAAGUGGCGCUGCUCUAUCGAGGCGCCUCAGAAAAUACUAAAUACGAGCCCAUACUCAAUCUUAGCCAUGCAUUUAAUUUUGACAAUAAAUCUAGUAAUGUAAAUAGUAUCAAAUCCGAUUUUGAGGACUCCGACGAAGAGUUGGAGACCUCAAUACCGGUAACAAUUCCUCCAACAGAGGAAGCCACAACAACUACAAGCCCUUCUCUAGCACCACCUAAAGAGUUUGAGAACUCAAUACUGCCAAGUAUAAACCGCCCUCUGUCUGAAGUUCUAGGCAUAAAAAAGAAUCAAUUCAAGCAAUUUAGGAUCAAAGAUAUUCCCACCUCAUCAACCACGCCUGAGCCCAAUGUUGCGUUGGCUACAACUGUGGAUCUGUCCAAAUAUUCCAAUGGCGGACAAACUCGGGACUAUAAUUUUGGUUUCGAUAUGUCUGAAUAUGAUGAUCAAAAUCAACGUAACAACCACUUGACACCACCAAGAUCCUCUGAUAUUAGAAUGAGCGAUUCAUCUCUGAUGGAGCCGACGAAAACAACCGCUGAACUCAUGUCAAAAGGUGAAGUUGUGAAUUUGGCGAUCAUUCCUCAUUUUGAUGAAGACUUUGAACGGCAACAACGUUUCCAUGAGGCCGAGACAAGAAAACAACAUCAUCGGCAACGACAUCGUCACCGACAUCUCAAUCAGGACCUUUCCAAUAUACAUUGCAUUAUGCAAGCUAUGAUGGGAGUAGCAGCAGUUUCUACAGUAUUUGGUAUGCUUGGAGCAAUUUUCAAGCAACGAAUUCUUGAUCAAAUACGCCUGAUGCAUUGGUGACGGUAGAAGUACCUGGUCCGUACUAACGGACCUGUAUUUUACAUGUUUCGCAGGAGCUAAGUCAUAUGUCCUACUCUAUCCUUUGUCAUGCCCUUGGGUAGGCCUAGUAAGGAUGGACUUAAUGCGCGUUAAGCGUUCAUGAGCCAUGACACGGGGAUGGGUGCAGAACAAACCCUAUGCGUGGUGCAAGUAUAAAAUUGAGUGGCCAGUCUUUGGCGUCCCUGUGAAAUGAAAGCCGAUAAUAUUCAGAAAGUAAAGGUACAUAACGUAACAUAUAUAUAUAUAAAUAUAUAUUUGAUAAAGAAAGUAGUUCAAGAGCUUCAUCGCCUUAUCGUACAAUAAAUAAUUUAAUGACAAAUAUUUAAUAUUGAUAUUUCCAAAAAGCAACAGUAUGGACUAGAUAUAAACAUUAAAUGUGUUUUGUGAUCGUCAUAACUAACAAGUAAACAUGUUAACGGUAGCUAACUAAUAACUUCACAACAAGAAAUCAUUAAAAAUGAAAUACUAAUAAUUGUUUGGUGGUAAGCAAUGAAUGGCGGCUUGAAAAUUGUCUAAUUAUUAUAUAAGAUAAAAUUCCAAGGAAAUGGUUUUCAUGGAAAGCUAAAACUUUUCGCCAAUCUUGCCGAUGAUUGAACACGAUUAAGUAAUAAACUGGGAGAUUCAUGACAUUGAUUCUCUGAUAAAAUUAUCCGUUUCCAAAAGAACGAUCCUCAAUAGUCAGAAAAAGAUAUGAUAAAUUUUCACUGACAAAUCUUAACUCGAGACUGACAAAGUUUUUUUUACGUAGAAAGCAAAUAAUCUCGAAUAUUGCUAUCUAUCUUUAAAAUAAACCAAAAGCAAAUUUAAUCCAACACGUCGAAACCAACAAUUGUCCUUGCAUUCGGAUAGAUUCGUCUGACUGAUCGAACAGAUACUUCAAUUGAAUUUAAUUUAAAAAAAA
Hermetia illucens (black soldier fly) is the source of this 8679-nucleotide messenger RNA. It is a transcript of the gene sli, whose product is annotated as protein slit. Gene Ontology annotation, biological process: axon guidance. Lineage: Eukaryota; Metazoa; Arthropoda; Insecta; Diptera; Stratiomyidae. Bases 1359 to 5888 code for a protein of 1509 amino acids. The record is from RefSeq and is a predicted model, not a curated record. The transcript has 23 exons. Gene Ontology annotation, molecular function: calcium ion binding; Roundabout binding; heparin binding.